This is a messenger RNA of Phyllostomus hastatus (greater spear-nosed bat), 1605 nucleotides long. RefSeq names its product myosin-9-like. NCBI's taxonomy places the organism in Eukaryota, Metazoa, Chordata, Mammalia, Chiroptera, Phyllostomidae. The annotation marks the transcript as partial. The record is from RefSeq and is a predicted model, not a curated record. Gene Ontology annotation, cellular component: myosin complex. The transcript has 9 exons.
CAGGUGACUGACAUGAAGAAGAAGAUAGAGCAUGGCCUGGGGUGCCUGAAGACUGUGGAGGAAGCCAAGAGCAAGCUCCAGAAGGACUUGGAAGAGCUGAGGCAGUGCUACAAAGAGAAGGUGACCGCCUACGACAAGCUGGAGAAGGACAAGACGCGGCUGCAGCAGGAGCUGGACCACAAGGUCGUGGACCUAGAAAACCAGCACCUGAGCAUCUUCAACCUGAAGGAAAAGCAGAAGAAGUUAGACAAGCUCCUGGCUGAGGAGAAGACCAUCUCGGCCAAGUAUGCGGAGGAGCGUGACAGGGCUGAGGCAGAAGCCUGUGAGAAGGAGGCCAAGGCACUGUCAUUGACCCAGGCCCUGGAGGAGGCCAUGAAGCAGAAGGCAGAGCUGGAGUGGCUCAACAAGCAGUUCUGCAUGGAGAUGGAGGACCUCAUGAGCUCCAAGGAUGACAUGGGCAAGAGUGUGGAAGAGGUAAAGACCCUGCUCGAAGAGCUGGAGGACGAGCUUUGGACCACCAUGGAUACCAGGCUGUGCUUGGAGGUGAAAUUGCCGGCCAUAAAGUCCAAGCUCAGAUGGGUCCGACAGGAGCAGAGCGAGGAGAAGAAGCAGCGGCUGGUCCCAAAUGAGAAGGAAGCAGAGCUGGAGGAGGACAGGAUGCAGCGCUCAAUGGCCGUGGCCGCUGGGAAGAGGCAGGACAUGAACCUGAAGGAUCUGGAGGCCCAGAGCGACUGGGCCAACAAGAACCACAAUGAGGCCCUGGAAGAGCUCCGGAAGCUGCAGGUCCAGAUGAAGGACUACACGAGGGAGCUGGAGGGGAUGAGCAGUUCCCUCGAGGUGAUGCUGGCCCAGGCCAAGGAGAACCAGCAGAAGCGGAAGAGCAUGGAGGCCGAGAUCAUUCAGCUGCAGGAGGUGAAAGCCAACCUGGAGAAGGCCAAGCAGACCCUGGAGCAUGGGCAAUGGGAGUUGGCCAAGGACGUGAAGGUCCUGCUGCAGGAAAAAGGGGACUCAGAGCACAAGCGGCAGAAAGCAGAGGCCCAGCUACAGGAGCUGCAGGAAAAGUUCAACGAGGGAGAGCGAGUGCGCACACUACUGGCCAGGAGGGUCACUGAGCUGCAGGUGGAGCUGGACAGUGUGACGGGCCUUCUGAGGCAGUCUGACAGCAAGUGCAGCCAGCUCACCAAGGAUGUCUCCACUUUGCAGUCCCAGCUGCAGGACACGCAGGAGCUGCUGUGGCAGCAGGACCAGCAGAAGCAGGGCCUGAGCACCCAGCUGCAGCAGGUGGAAGAAGAGAAGAGGUCCCUGAAGAAGCAGCUGGAGCAGGAGGAGGAGGCCAAGCAUAACCUGGAGAAUCAGAUUGCCGCCCUGCUUGCCCAGGUGAGCAACAUGAAGAAAAAGAUGGAGCAUGGUGUGAGGUGCUUUGAGAUUGUCAAGGAGGACAAGAGCACACUGGAGAAGGACCUGGAGGGGCUGAGGCAGCGCUACAAGGAGAAGGUGACCACCUACGACAGGGUGGAGAAGGACAGGAUGUGGCUGCAGCAGGAGCUGCACCACCAGCGGCAGAGACUCUCUGACCUGGAGAAGAAGCAAAUUGAGGUUGACCAG